Messenger RNA from Magnolia sinica, 960 nucleotides. RefSeq lists its product as uncharacterized. The transcript has 2 exons. The record is from RefSeq and is a predicted model, not a curated record. The coding region runs from base 67 to 657 and encodes 196 amino acids. Lineage: Eukaryota; Viridiplantae; Streptophyta; Magnoliopsida; Magnoliales; Magnoliaceae. Gene Ontology annotation, biological process: RNA splicing. Gene Ontology annotation, cellular component: precatalytic spliceosome.
UCAUAAGCCGAAAACAGAGCGAGCGAGAAACGAUGGGAGGGAAAACCCCCACAGCGAGAAAUCGAUAUGGUCGACCGAGACCGAGACAGAGACAGAGACAAUAGAAGAAGAGAGAAGGACCGGGAUCGGGACCGGGUCAAAGACCGAGACCGGAGACGGUCCCGCUCACCGGACCGGACCCGGUCCAAACACGCCCGUUCCCGAACCCGCUCUCCCGACCGUCGAUUGAGGUCUCGCUCUCCCGACCGUCGAUUGAAAUCUCGCUCCCCCGACCGCCGCCUGAAAUCCCGAUCCCGAUCCCGUUCCGCCGACCGGACCCGCCGCCACAACCACCAUCGGUCCGCCUCUCCCGACCAGCACCGGAAGGUCCGCCGCCGCGACGACGACAGCAACAACAACAUCGGAAGGGAGCAGCAGCAGAAGCGGGCCCCACAAGAUGCUCCGCAGGAUGAGGCCGCUGCUGUUGACGUGGACCCCGAUGAAGUGGAGAUGAUGAAGAAACUGGGGAUUCCGGUGGGGUUCGACUCGACGAAGGGGAAGCCGGUGGCCGGCGCUAACGUGAGCGGGGUGCGGGCGGUGACGAAGCGGCAGCCACGGCAGUACAUGAAUCGGAGGGGCGGGUUCAAUCGGCCGCUGCCGCCUGAACGGAACCGGUAGCUCGCUGUCUCCUUGGAAAGAGAGGUGGCCAUGGGUCUGUGUCCGUGCUUCAUCGCUUUGAGCUCAUGUUAUCAGCAGACACUCUUCGCCUGUUUUGGGACUCAGAUUGGAAUUGGGAUUGAAACAUCGUGCUGUAUUUCAAGGGAUUAGUUGGCAUUGAAACAUCCAGCUGUAUUUCAAGGGAUUUUGUGACGGUGCAAACAUUGGUGUCCUAUCGCUUAGAUACUAAUAUUUCAAUUAGUUAUGAUCUAAUGACAUAUCAUUUCAAGAUAUGCCGGUAAGUUCUGCGUUGUUCCUUUUUUU